Messenger RNA from Salarias fasciatus (jewelled blenny), 3759 nucleotides. RefSeq names its product cyclin Y (gene ccny). The coding region runs from base 459 to 1529 and encodes 356 amino acids. Gene Ontology annotation, biological process: regulation of cyclin-dependent protein serine/threonine kinase activity. Lineage: Eukaryota; Metazoa; Chordata; Actinopteri; Blenniiformes; Blenniidae. The record is from RefSeq and is a predicted model, not a curated record. The transcript is spliced from 12 exons. Gene Ontology annotation, molecular function: protein kinase binding.
CCGCCGCGGCGCAGCGGCCACCAUGUAGCAGACAGCAGACAGUUCUGCCUCUCCCGCCGCAGAAACGCUCGCGUUCUUCAUUUCCACCCGUGUCUGCGCGCAUCGCGGCUGCAUGGCGUGUGUCCCGACGCCUGGACCGGGAUUUCGGAGCUGAGGGGGGCGGAGGGAGAACCGGGAGGAAGGGACCGGGAGGACGGCUCGGAUCGCUGCCGUCUGUAUUAUUGUGGUUAUCGGUGUUUUCCUGCUCGGUGUAAUGGCUCUCCCCGCCGUGUUCGGGAGGCUGUAGGAGGGCGUGUAGCGCUGACGGACCCCGGUAGGGGUGGGGGGCCGUUCGCAGUCCGCGUAUCCGGGUUACCGCCCCGUUUUUUUUUUUUUUUUCCUCCCAGCCUGAAAAACAAGCAGGGCUCGGAUAAAGGGUCCGGGCCGGGGGCUCGCUGCCCACACAUCCCGCUGUCGCCAUGGGGAACACCACCUCCUGCUGCGUGUCGUCCAGCCCCAAGCACCGGAGGAGCAACCACUCCCGGCUGGAGCCGUACCGGCCGGAGCCCGAGCUGAGCCGCGAGGACACCGGCUGCAACCUGCAGCACAUCAGCGACCGGGAGAACAUCGACGACCUUCCCAUGGAGUACAAUCCCUCGGACCAUCCCCGGGCCAGCACCAUCUUCCUCAGCAAGUCGCAGACGGACGUUGCCGUGCCGAGCAAGCGAGUCCGGGAGAAGAGGAAGAGCCUCUACAUCAACCAUUUUACACACAUUUCGGAGAGCAAGCACCACCCAGGCCCGAUGAGGCGGAAGUACAGCUCCUGCUCCACCAUCUUCCUGGAUGACAGCACCGUCAGCCAGCCCAACCUGAAGUACACCAUCAAGUGCGUCGCGCUCGCAAUAUACUACCACAUAAAAAACAGAGACGCCGACGGAAGAAUGUUGUUAGACAUUUUCGACGAGAAGCUGCACCCGCUCUCGAAGUCGGAGGUUCCCGCCGACUACGACAAGCACGACCCGGAGCAGAAGCAGAUCUAUCGCUUCGUCCGGACGCUGUUCAGCGCCGCGCAGCUGACCGCCGAGUGUGCCAUCGUCACUCUGAUUUACCUGGAGAGGCUCCUGACCUACGCCGAGAUCGACAUCUGCCCCGCCAACUGGAAGCGCAUCGUGCUGGGAGCCAUCCUGCUGGCCUCCAAAGUCUGGGACGACCAGGCGGUGUGGAACGUGGACUACUGCCAGAUCCUCAAGGACAUCACCGUGGAGGACAUGAACGAGCUGGAGCGGCAGUUCCUGGAGCUGGUGCAGUUCAACAUCAACGUGCCGUCCAGCGUCUACGCCAAGUACUACUUCGACCUGCGCUCGCUGGCCGAGGCCAACAACCUGAGCCUGCCGCUGGAGCCGCUCAGCCGGGACAAGGCCCAGAAGCUGGAGGCCAUCUCGCGGCUCUGCGACGACAAGUACAAGGACCUGAGGAAGCAGGCCAAGAAGCGCUCGGUGAGCGCCGACAACCUGGCGGCGGUGCGGUGGUGUCCGGCCAUCCUCUCCUAACGCCCGCCAGCCGGCCAGCCGGGAGGGCCGGCGGUCCCCGAUCCCGCGCUCUCCCGCCCACCCAGGCACUUUAAGCAGUGCGACGGCGCCCCCUCUGGCGGUUGUACAUAGAGGAAGUCCCGCCGGCCGCCCGCACCGGACCAAACCGACCCGGCUGCUGGGAGGAAACCCAGAGACUGAAGAGACGACGGAGACGAGCUGGAACACACGGCGAUGGAGGGGGGGUGGAGGGGGGUUCAUCUUCUGCUCGGCUCCUCGCUGAAGCGGGAGACGACGGUUUGACAGCUUGUAGGCACAAUGCACACCCUGAGAGCUCCUCCUCCUUCUCUGUUUUUUUGUUUUCUUGCAUUUGAAAAGACGCGUACAUUCCAUGGUGACCUUCAUAUGGCCCCGCCCCCUCAGCCACACCGUCCACUCAGCAAUACCCGGAGGGGAGGCGUUACCGUGGAGCCUCAGCGGAGCUGUCCUCACUGCCGUCGCCGACCCCUGGUGCCUGGAACGAGGAGCUCUGCACUCUUCACUCCUCCUCGUUCAGACUUUUUCUACGGUCGCCCUCGCUCGCGGAGGAAGCAAAAACAGCACAAACAUUUCAGAAGCACGACUCCCGGAGAAGGACGGGAGGCGGAGAUUGUAUACAUUUUGCUAAAAUCGUCUUUGUACAGUGUGAAUACAGCAGCAUCUGUAGACUGAAGUGUAAAAAGAGAGAAACGAGAGCAGAGAGACUCUAGACUAUUUAUAUGGGAGGUUUUUACCGAGGGGACAGAAAUGGACAGAUCAGAGAACGGUCCAGUAUUAAAUGGGAGACACCACUUUAAGGUCGUUGUGUUUUUGGUCACUUUUCUUCUCAGCACUGCAGAAAAAAAGCCAAUUUUAUAUGUGUUGCAUACUGUAACUAUUCAGAUUCAAGCUCUGUUUUUUUUCUUUUAGGUUUUUUUUUACCUGACUUUGUGAACUCGCCAUGUUUGUUCCUGAAGCCGUGAAGCUUCAUCCUCACGGAAACAACGGGAAAGGUUAUCAGACGUUCCGUGUUUUGGUUUCAGUCACUGUGGAUUUUCUAUUUUCCUCGACUCAGCUGAUGAAAUGUUGUUUUUUUUUAGUUUUCUUCUUCAUUCCUCUGCCUGUUUGUGACUGAUCUUCACGAAGACUCAGCCCUCCAGUCGUUCCGCUCGUUCUGUGGUUUCAACGCUGCAGUGUCUGUAAUGAUCGCUUCAGGCUGAAAGUCUCGACUUCUCAGAAAUGGUCAUUUUAGUUCAUUUUAUUUAAUGAAUUUGAGAGAAAUCAAAACUAUUUAACAUCAGUAUUAACAGUUAAAAUGAGUCACUUUUGGUUUCUGAUUUGAAUCGAACUCCUGAUUUGUUUAAUUUAACAAACACUCAGACGUGUCCAAGUUGGAAAAAUAAUAUUUUCUGGUUGGAGUUUUAUCUGAUAACCUUUCCAACUGUCACAUUAUUCUUCAUUCCUGGUUCACGCUCACGUCCUUUCUUCUCGCAGAGGAAACGUUGAGGAUGUGCUGAACGUAGAGUCGAGUCGCUCUAGUCUAAUGAGACGAGGCGCAGUCCGGCCUUUCGGUUGUUUUUUUGUUUUUUUUACAUGUAUGGAUUCUGUAACGGCGGCUCUUCUGCCUUCUGCUGAACUGGACUGACUGGAGAUCUGCAGCGAUCUAAAAAAAACAGGUCCAAUUUCAAUAUCGGCGUUGGCGUUUAGCUUCAUGUGAGCGUUUCGGGAGAAGAGGUCAGAGGUCGGAGUGAAGGACUCAGCUCAGCGUGUCUGAACCAUCUGGAAGAAGAAGAGGAGGAAGAACCGAGUGAGAAGACAGGAAGCUCGGGAGACGCUGUUCAACGAUUGUAUAUCUUAUUUAUUGUGCGUGUGUGAGCGUGCGUAUGUGUGUGUGUGUGUGUGUGUGUGUGUGUGUGUCACAGCCUCGUGCACUGAACUCUACCUCUGCAUAGAGUUUUUCUUCGGUCUUGAGUUCUCUGAAUCCCGUGCCACCUUCAGUCACUCUCCUGAUCCUUCCUCCUCUGUUUUUUCUCCCAUCCUCAUCCUCCGCCGGCUGGACUCUUCUCUGUCGCUCCUCUCAGUCGUUCCUGUUCUCAGUUUGCCAAACUUCUUCUUCUUCUUCUGUUUGAUUUUUAGCACUGCUCCCAUUUCUCUUCUGAAACAACGUUUAGGAAAAUAAAGACAAAUCGUGCAAGAAUUAAAGUCUUAAAGCCUUGCUGCCUGCGGCCUGUCG